This is a messenger RNA of Pogonomyrmex barbatus (red harvester ant), 655 nucleotides long. RefSeq lists its product as uncharacterized. The record is from RefSeq and is a predicted model, not a curated record. NCBI's taxonomy places the organism in Eukaryota, Metazoa, Arthropoda, Insecta, Hymenoptera, Formicidae.
GAAUUUCCUUGCAAGUUGCGCAUGCGUUGCGCUCGACGGAAUCUUCCACGUUAUUGGAGGUGGCUCCGCGCUGGUUUAUUCCCCUACGAAGUUUCAUUUCGAUUGCUACGAUUGGAUAUAAUAGCUGAGUUUCAUGGAAGGACAUGCGUGCUGCAGGUUGAGAUUUGUCCAUGCGGGCAUAAGUUUCGUUUGAGGUUCCUUCUUCAACUGCUUGAGGAGACGACUCAGGAUGGCUGCGUUUCCCUAAGUACAGCAGGAGAUACCAAUAAAUCCCGCACUGGCAGUCCCAAACUUCAGAAAGCCACCCCACAAUUUUUCACCGGCAGAGGUAGCUAUUUUAUCAAGGGUUUGCUCAUCGAGAAAACCUGAGAGGGAGAUGCCCGCCAAAGGGACGCGUUGUCCGGCUGCAGUCCGUGCGAAAGUGUUGAGGAGAGCGGUACUCUCGACAGGGAACAUGAUGUGGUCCCUGGAGAGAUCUUCCUGGGAAUAAAUUCCACUAUCAGCAAGAUGCUCAACGUCAACAUAUUUCCAGACGGGUUUAGUCAUUGGUUCUAAGGUCUGAGGUGACAGUACUGCAGCAGGUUAGGAGUAAGACUUAUCCAGCCUCCUUUUAUCUGAUACAUAACAGGUAUGAGAGGGUUGCAGUCGAUCGGCG